CGAAAGGAAAGAUCAGCCUGAGCCUCGAUAAUACACCAUUGCACAUUUAUUGUCGGUAGUAAAUGGCUUAAUGCUAAAUGCUGAUGGUUCCCUUGAAGUCUCCAUAUGUGUACGAGGUACUCGGGUAAUUGUUGCGACACAUAUAGCCCGAAGAUCGUUUAUUAGCUUCUUUUGUCCCGUGCUUUGCAGUUUCGGACCUUUUGUUUCGAUUCCUUAAAUAAUGAAAGUGCUUAUUCUUGGUGCGGGUUACGGCACACGGCUACAACGCGACCUCCACGCGUCGCCUGACUACAAGCACCUUCUCGGAGUACCCAAAGCACUUCUUCCACUAGGCGGUCGGGAUGCUCUCAUCACACACUGGCUUGAAUUAUUUCGCUCACACAACAUCAACGACGUAUACGUUGUCACCAAUGCCGCCACGUACGAAGCAUUUGCUGCUUGGGCCGAGCGCAACAAUGUUCCUUCCCAAAACAUUGUAAGCGAUGGCACACUUACGAACGAGACACGGCUUGGAGCUGUGCCUGAUAUUGCUUUUGGCAUACACCAUUUUGGGCUGGAGAACGAAGACGUCCUUGUGAUAGGCGGAGACACGCUGUUUUUAAACGACUUUAAGCUGAAGGAUCUCCUGGAAAAUGUGUCGUCGGGCAGUUGCUUGGUGACCACGUAUCGGGUGCCAGACAACCAAGUGCACAAGUUUGGUAUUGUAGAAACGGACGCCGAUGGUGUCAUGAAGAGCUUCUUGGAAAAACCGUACCCGCCAGAUACAGAAUCCCGUUUGGCUUGUCCUUGCUUUUAUCUAUUUGAUCGGCAGGCUUUGCCCUUGCUGGAUGCCUUUGUCGACGAAAUGAAAGACCAACCCAAAGAGACGUUUGACGCCACUGGCAAGUUCCUUGCAUAUCUGUAUCCAAGAUUUAAAGUAGUAACAUACCCAAUUUCCGGCCGCAUUGAUGUCGGAGGACUUGAGUCGUACAUAGAAGCCAACGAAUAUCUUGCUUAAUGGUUUACAGAAUAAAGACAGGGUCAGAGUAUAUUAGAUUAUUGAAAUUAUAUCACAAGAAUUUAUUGGCACUCAA
Zychaea mexicana is the source of this 1073-nucleotide messenger RNA. Its product is annotated as nucleotide-diphospho-sugar transferase. Lineage: Eukaryota; Fungi; Mucoromycota; Mucoromycetes; Mucorales; Lichtheimiaceae. Gene Ontology annotation, biological process: biosynthetic process. The record is from RefSeq and is a predicted model, not a curated record. The coding region runs from base 221 to 997 and encodes 258 amino acids. The transcript is spliced from 3 exons.